CACAGAGGAGAAAUGUCUCUCGUUUUCACCCUGUUUGAAACAAAUGCUGUGACACUGAUGGUUCAAGGUGACAACAUGAGUUGAUAAGAGGGUUUGCUGUCUUUUUAUGACCUUUGUAAAGUUAAAGUUAUUGAAAAGGUUAAAAGUGCUCUCCAUUGAUUUUACAUGUCAAAGUUAAACUACAAAUCAUGGGAGUACACCACCUGCGGAAACAGUUGUGUAAAGUCUUCUGUGGCUUUUGAGAAUAUUACUGUGACAUAACCCGAGUACCUAGGUUUGAAUUUUAAACAGUAAGCAGGCAUAGAGGAUGACAGAUAUGUGCGUUAAUCAGGCAGGGAUGGUCUAACAACAGCUAUCAUGUUUGGGAAGCAUAGGGUCUGGAGCUGUUUGGAGUUUGUGGCCAUGGCAUUUUGCAUUGUGCCUUCCCUUCAUAAUUUUAUUAAUUUUACCCAAUCACUUUAACAUCAUAGCAGCCAACUGUACAGCUAAGUGCAACUAUAAAGAUGCGCAUAGAACAUUUCCAACAAAGUGGGGGAGUAUAUUUUGUUCAACCCAAUGGGAAGGCUUGUGACCUGACGUGCCACACUUGUAUUUUAAGGCUUCUAAUGUCCAGCGCCACUUCACUUCAUGCUAAUGUGAAAAAAGUCUAGUUGUUCCAGAUAUUUACCAAGCGUCUUGAGCCUGCAUUAUAUCAGCUAGCACUAAAAUCUGUACAAUGAACAUGAAUUUCUAAAAAAGUUCCUCUGGAAUGCUAUCCUUUCUCAAGAAAAUGUGAAGAGAAAUGUAUAGACCUGUGUCCAGCACUGUUCACGUACCAUUGCACAUUGUACACUACUUUUGGAAAACAUAUGUACUCUGAUCCUAAGAAAAUAUAGUAUUCAGAAAUAUUGCACUGUAUCUACCCUUAAGACAAGGCAAGACACAACAAGUUCAAGACCAGCUGCCAAUGGCAAUAAUUGUAUAUUCUGUGUUUGAGGAUUGUGCAAUAUCCCGUAUCAUGCCUCAUACAUCCUUGAGACAGACUCACCCUGGAUCUACUGGGGACGUUGCAGAUUUUGCCUGACCUGGUAUAAAUAGUAUUCCUCUUUGGCAACAAACUGAAGCUCUUCAGGACAAACUUUCAAAUGAGAGAUCUGGAGCAUUUUUUUGGACAAGCAGCUGACGUGCUAAAAGUGAGUGCAGCGUGGCAGACAACACUGCUUUAAAAUCAGAUUCCACAGUCAACAGGUGAAUCCACUGAGUCAAACUAAAUACAAGGUAUGAAAACAUAAUUUGCUGUCAUUCCAUCAUACUAUUAUGUGAUGUCUGUAUGUCUGUCUGCAUGCGAUGUGGUUUUCGUGCGGGCUCUUGCCAGGCGUUCAUAGCGAAAACAGACCCGUGUUGUAAAAAUAUGCAAGGGUCUGCUUUGGUAGGCUCACAUUGCUUCAAGUGUCAUUGAGACCAGCGAGUUUAACUGAUAGAUCCAUGAGUUUGAAGGCUUAUUAGACAUUUCACAGGAAUUGUUUUGCACAGUUAGACAGAAUUACUGCGUCACUACUUGCGGCGCUCUGGUAAUAAGAAGUAACUGACUAUCAGAUCCACCAUCUUUCGCUCUAGUUAGCUGAAUGCUGAUUCUUCUCUUUUACUUCAUGUUAUUGGGCAAGAGUUGAUUAAUUGUGCAAUCUACAAAAAUAUUCAUUGUUUUAAUUCUGUUUGCAGACCUACAUCCAAAUGUCAUCAUUAUUUUAAUUCUGUUUGCAGACCUACAUCCAAAUGUCAUUUCUCAAGACAUUUCUGUGCCAGUUGUGUUAAGAAAGGCUUCCAAGCACAAAAUAUGUGUUUUCAUUUCAACCACCCAAAUGUCUUCAUUUCAUAAACCACAAUUGUUUUGGUCAACCAAAUCAACUUUAGAGUUUGCACAACAUUUGAGGCUAGAUGAAAGUGUCUGUAGUUUUAUAAACCCCUCCUUAGUCCAUGUGGUUAUAUAACUCCGGUUUCUUUACUAUUGGAUAGCCAGAUCUGUAAACAGUUGACAUUUGCAUGUAUACACACAGACACACACAGUGCUAUAGUAUUUCCAUUGCCACUCAAUUUGCAGUCCUGAAUAAACAAAGGCACCACAGGCCAGCUUCUAAAGAAGGCCUUUAUUCGGAGCCAAUAUGCAGGUAUGAAGUUUACAGAUUAGGCAGGACUCUCUGUUAUCUCAAGGACUUUUUACAACUCAGUGUUUUGGACUGUCAGCUGUUUUCCCUGAAGAUCAAUCAUUAACUCUGGGCUGAAUAUAACGGAUAUAAGGCAGGGCAUAAAUAGCAAUCAGUGUCCCCUGUCUGUCUUUUUCUUCUCUGGUGGAGACAUGGGGAAAGGCGUCUACAUCAGCAAACCAGUAGCAGUCACCUGUGUGGUUGCAGCCAUCGGUGUUGUGGCCACCAUCAUAGCUCUGUCUGUGGUUUACGCACAGGAGAAGUCAAAGAAUGAAGAGACACUUCUAUCCACUGUCAGCCCCAGCACCAGCACCAGCACCACGCCCUCCACCCCGAAAGAGCCAUGGCAGCGCUACAGACUUCCGGACUCCCUCGCCCCUGUCUCCUACAAUGUGACAUUGUGGCCCCGGCUGGAGCCCAACGUAGAUGGCCUGUAUAUCUUCACUGGACACUCCACGGUGGUCUUCAGAUGUUUGCGGGAGACCGACCUCAUCAUCAUCCACUCCAACAAGCUGAACCUCACCACAAUCGAGGGAUUCCAUGCCAAGCUGACGGGCCUCAAUGGAGCCGCUGCGCCUGGCAUGAAAAAAACCUGGCUGGAGGUCCCCACCCAGUACCUGGUGGUCCAGCUCAACAGCCCGCUACAGGCCGGCAGCAUGUAUGAGCUCUUCACCAAGUUUGUUGGAGAACUGUCCGACGACCUGGGAGGAUUCUACAGGAGUGAAUACUUCGAAGAUGGGGUGAAAAAAGUGGUGGCUACGACUCAAAUGCAGCCAACGGAUGCCAGGAAAGCCUUUCCAUGCUUUGAUGAGCCCGCCAUGAAAGCUAUCUUCCACAUAACUCUCAUGCACCCCCAUGAGACUGUGGCUCUGUCCAACGCCAUGAAUUACGAGCCUAUUAACAUCACUAUGGAUGGCCAGAGUUUAAUCCAGACAAAAUUUGAACCCACAGAGAUUAUGUCAACCUACUUGCUGGCUUUUGUUGUGUGUGAUUUUACAUUCAUUGGGACGAAACCUGGUGCAGACGUUUUGAUCAGGAUCUGGGCUCGCAAGAAGGCUAUAGAGGAAGGCCAAGGAAACUAUGCCCUGGAGAAGACUGGACCCAUACUGGCAUUCUUUGAGAAAUACUACAAAUCCCCUUACCCCCUGAGCAAGUCAGACCAAAUCGCUCUUCCUGACUUCAGUGCUGGAGCCAUGGAAAACUGGGGCCUGAUCACCUACAGAGAAACUGCCCUCUUAUAUAAUCCUGGCGUAUCAUCCAAUGGAGACAAUGAGUGGGUGGCAACAGUCAUCUCACAUGAGCUCGCGCAUAUGUGGUUUGGGAACUUGGUGACCACGAGGUGGUGGAAUGACUUGUGGCUCAAUGAGGGGUUUGCCACCUACGUCUCUUAUCUGGGAGCCAACUAUGCUGAACCAACGUGGAACAUGAAAGAUUUAAUAGUUCUGAAUGAGAUCAUUGGUGUAAUGGCUGUGGAUGCCUUGGCCUCCUCCCAUCCCCUCUCAACCAAUGAGGAGGACAUCCUGAAGCCAGAGCACAUCAGUCAGCUGUUUGACUCCAUCACAUACAGCAAGGGAGCCGCAGUCCUCAGGAUGCUCUCAGAGUUUAUCACUGAGACUGUCUUUUCCCAAGGACUCCAUACAUACUUGGAGGAGUUCAAGUAUAAGAACACAGUCUACACAGAUCUCUGGAAGCACCUGCAAAUGGCAGUGGAUAAAGCCGGCAUAAAGCUGCCACACUCUGUGGAGGUUAUCAUGAACCGCUGGAUCCUACAGAUGGGUUUCCCAGUGGUCACCAUCAACACCCAGACUGGAAAAAUCACCCAGAAACACUUCUUAUUGGACCCAGACUCUAAAGUGUACAUACCUUCAGAGUUCAAUUAUGAGUGGUUUGUCCCUAUUACGUGGAUUAAGACUGGUGGAGCUGAGCAGCAGUACUGGCUUCUUAACAAAGAAGCCACAAACACAAACUUGACUCUUGGUCCUAAUGAGUGGUUGGUAGCCAACAUAAAUAUGAAGGGCUUCUACAGAGUUAACUAUGACUCUGAAAACUGGGAGCGUCUCCUCACCAAGCUGAGCUCCAGACAUCAGGAUAUUCCAGUGAUCAACCGAGCUCAAAUUAUCGAUGAUGCUUUCAACCUUGCAAGGGCAAGGAUCGUGUCCACCACUCUGGCUCUGAGGACUACCAAGUUCCUUGAGAAAGAAGUCGAAUACAUGCCCUGGCAGACAGCCAGACGAAACUUGGACUACUUUUUCCUCAUGUUUGACCGCAGUGAAGUUUAUGGACCCAUGCAGGCUUACAUAAAGAAACAGGUCACUCCUCUGUUUAAAUACUUCAAAGAGCUCACUCUCAACUGGACAAAGAUCCCGGAAAACCACAACGACCAGUACAACCAGGUGAAUGCAAUCUCCUUGGCCUGCAGCACCGACGUGGAAGGCUGUAAGCAGCUGACCACUGGCUGGUUCAGAGAGUGGAUGAAAAACCCAAACAACAACAUAAUUAGUCCCAACUUGAAGUCCACAGUCUACUGUAGUGCAAUUGCAGCAGGAGGUAUAGCGGAGUGGGACUUUGCUUGGUCCAUGUACAAGAAUGCCACCAUUGCUUCGGAAGCUGAAAAACUCAUGCAUGCUCUGUCCUGCACCAAACAGCCAUGGCUGCUGAACAGGUAUCUUCAAUAUUGUCUGGACCCAGAGAAGAUCCGUAAGCAGGAUGCCACCUUCACCAUUGUUUACAUUGCUAGUAACCCCAUCGGUCAGCCUCUGGCAUGGGACUUUGUCAGAGCCAACUGGGCCCAUUUAUUCAAUGACUAUGGUGGCGGAUCAUUUAACUUCGGAAGACUAAUUGAUGGAGUGACCAAGCGAUUCUCCACUGAGUUUGAGUACAAGCAGCUGCUGCAGUUCAAAGAAGACAAUGCAGGGCAGUUAGGCUCGGCCACCUCGUCUUUUGAUCAGGUACUGGAGAGAACUAAGGCCAACAUGAACUGGGUGGCCUUGAACAAGCAACAGGUGCAUGAAUGGUUCACCAGUGAAGCAUCUUCUCUUGUUUAACACUCUCCCCUACUAAUUUUUCAAAUGUAUUGUUCUACUGACUUUUGCUCCAGCUGGAACCAAAUGUAGAAAUUUUUUGAAUUGAUGGAACUUUUAAAAAAUGUAUUGUUUUGAUUAAGCCUUUUUAUGAAUAAAUUUGAUACCAAAAUCUG
Molecule: messenger RNA, 5376 nt
Organism: Micropterus dolomieu (smallmouth bass)
Lineage: Eukaryota; Metazoa; Chordata; Actinopteri; Centrarchiformes; Centrarchidae
Product: aminopeptidase Ey-like
Exons: 20
Coding region: 2333-5224 (963 amino acids)
Biological process (GO): proteolysis; peptide catabolic process
Cellular component (GO): cytoplasm
Molecular function (GO): peptide binding; zinc ion binding; metalloaminopeptidase activity
Source: RefSeq, a predicted model, not a curated record